UUAUCUGUCGACGAUCUGACGAGUACGAAUGAACGGACGCAAGUGCGAAAGUCUGCAGAUGCACUCGCAUCGUCAACGCUCCCCGUUCGUUAUUCGCUCCGAUGUGCAAUGUGAAUCUACCGUGUAAUCCUCGUAACGUAAAGUUUAUUUACAUAGUGACGGUCCCGCGUAAAACAUCGAUUACGUGCGAAGAAGCGACGAUGUCCUUGCGAAGGAUUUUCUCGUAAUCUUUGCUCUCUCGCAACACAUUUCGUUCGGUCGAAUAUGAAAAGGAGUCCAUUCGAUGCAGUUCGCGAAUUACUUUGUGGUCGCACCUGUGAAUAUUACCAACGAAGCCGCCUCCAUGCCUAAAAAAAUGCACGUACGAUGGAACGAUUUUGAGAAACAACACACACCGAGUAGGACAAACAACAAGCUUUCAAACGUGGAUGAACACGACGUAAAUUCUGACGGGGCGAGUAACAAGUCGGUAAACACCGAUUUAUAUCAAGCGGUGUUCCCAAUCUAUCAUGUCAGCAAACUGAUCGGUGUAUUUCCAACGAGAUUUGUCAAACAGGCGUCUGGCAGAUAUCAAGGCCAGUUGAGCAUCAUCGAUAGCGUUUACAGUAUAUGUUUGCUGAUAUGUGUGAUCGGAGCUGGAAUUUGGGGAUUCUGGCGCGAUUUGAGAAACGGAUGGGAGCACAGCACCAGACUCAAGUCGCAGAACGCGGUGAUCGUCACCACCAGCGACGUGUUGGGUGUGAUGAGUCUAACAGCCGUUUCCAUCAUCGGCUCGAUUUUGCGCUACAAGAAUGUGCAAACCGUUUUUGAGAAAUUGGUCGAAUGCGAUGAAAAAUUGGGAAUUGUCUCGCCGAGGAAACUCAGACGGUACACAAUCCUUCUGACGUUGUGCACACUUUCCUAUUCCAUUAUUAUUUCAUGCCUCGACGUUCACACGUGGAACUUUGAGGUGAAGCUGUCGAAAAAACCAGAUAACAAAGGUCCGUUGAAUUACCUACCCUUGUACUUCAUGUAUCUGAUAAUCGUCAUGAUGGAGGUGCAAUACGCCAUCAUUACUCACAACGUGGGACAGAGGUUCUGCAGACUCAACAAAUGUCUCGAGAACAUUCUUAAAAGCAGUAAAAUUACAGAUCACUUCAGGAAGGAUCUUGGAUUAGCCGGCGAUCUUCGAGAUCAAGGACAACUCACGGCGUUCGUUCGGCAGGAUAUGGGAAAUAACACUCGAAUGUUUCGGAAAUCUAAAAUCAUGGACUCUUCUGCCCCAAAUGAUGGAAAAAGUUUUACAGAUAAUAUAUCCCAAUUAGUGGUAGUGCACGGAUCACUGUGCGACACCGUAACGCUCAUCAACUCCGCUUAUGGCGUUGUUAUACUUGUGAUCACGAUCACCUGUCUGAUACACUUGAUAAUUACACCGUACUUUUUAAUAAUGGAAGCUGACGGAAGACGCGAACCGCUAUUUCUUUUCGUUCAAGGAUUGUGGUGUAUUUUCCAUAUUUGGAGACUGCUCAUAGUUGUGCAGCCAACAUAUUCUGCUACAACGCAGGGAAAAAAAACAGCAGUUUUAGUUAGUCAAUUGUUGUCUGUAAAUCGCGACAGAGAAGGCAGAAAACAAUUAGAGAUCUUUUCCCUUCAACUUCUACAUCGGCCUUUAGAGUUUUCAGCCUGUGGACUUUUCGCUCUGGACCGCACCCUCGUGACUUCAAUCGCUGGCGCUGUCACAACAUAUCUCGUAAUACUGAUACAGUUCCAAAAGGACGAUGACACUAAAGGCAGUUUCGAUAAUAUCCUAAAGAACGCCACCCAAAUGUUAAAGAAUGCGUCGACGCUACACAAUCUCACGGCAGGAAAAUUAGGUUUAAAUUAACAUAAGAAACUUGAUUGUUUUUUUUUUCAUCGAUUUUUUUUAUGUUCUUCAUCGUAUAUAAUAAAAUUGUUUUAAAAGUACACGUCGUCCAUUUAUUUGUAGGAUAUCCAUGACCUCAAAAAAAAUUCUAAGAAAAAAUCGUACGUCCAGAGUUUCUGUGUUCACAUAAAGAUGCAGAUUUCAUGAUACCCCCCCAAAAAAAUAGAACAAAAUUAAUAAUCAAUAUAUCACACCAAUGAACUGUAUGCUGUACCGGAAUGCUCACUCCGAUUAAAAACGUGAUGUGAGAAAACGGCCCCAGAAAAAAUAAGAAUGAAAUAAAAAAAAGUAUUAUUUCUUUAUCUAAUAAUUAGAAGACAUGUACGUGGACUUCGUUGAAUGAUCUAAAUUCACUCAGAGGGAGAAAGAAAUAGCACAUAAACAAUUCAUUCUUUUUUUUCUAAUCGCAGCUAUUUUCCAGGCAUUGGAAUGAGCAGAGUUGCAAACUUUGGCAGGCUAGCAGCGAAAACACCGAGGUGGUGGGGACACGCACUCGAGCGAGAACCCACGAUAUGCGUGCCCCCACCACCUCGAUGUUCGCGCUGCCAGCCGGCCAGAGUUUGCAAUUCUGGGAAUGAGCAUUAUGGCAUAGUAUAGAGCUUACCGUAUCACACAAGUAUAUAACAUGAUUUGUGUUUAAACCAAUUUCUUAAUUAAAGAUAACAUUUAUAACAGACUAAUAGUAAUAAAUGAUUCGUCAUACAGAUAUGUCUAAUGAUAAGAAGGGAUUAAUGUGUGGGGUAAAACGUAGGGAAUUGCGAAUAUGAAUUCGAUCGAUACCAGAGACGCGUGCGAUGCGAUAAUGACAUUUAAUAUCCCAAUUUUCGUACAUCGGCAGCAAUUAUAAGAAAUACGAUUUCGUUCGUUAUUUUUUUACUCAACCCGGUCGCUAAUUAACGAACGAUCCGUUUUCAUCGUGAUCAAUUGACAAUUAAUUAGCACUUCUCGAUCUGUAAUGUAAUUGUCUACAAAGACAUCGAUCACAGCCUAUCCAAAAGUAUUUGCCACUCGUCUUCCGCUCGGUGCCAAGCGCGGAGAUACCCGAGAAUGGGUACACGGUAAAUGAAACCAAUCUUCCGAGCGAACAACAAGAAUUUCUUCCAUUUAAGGUAUAUACAAGGUA
Pseudomyrmex gracilis is the source of this 3026-nucleotide messenger RNA. RefSeq names its product gustatory receptor for sugar taste 43a-like. Gene Ontology annotation, biological process: sensory perception of taste. The transcript has 9 exons. Bases 284 to 1864 code for a protein of 526 amino acids. NCBI's taxonomy places the organism in Eukaryota, Metazoa, Arthropoda, Insecta, Hymenoptera, Formicidae. The record is from RefSeq and is a predicted model, not a curated record. Gene Ontology annotation, cellular component: dendrite; membrane; neuronal cell body.